AUGUCCUUCCUCUCUUCUCGUCAGUCCUUGAGCAGGACGACAGUUCACACUCUGCCGGCUAUUCGUUCCUUCUCGACAACUCGCUUCACGUCCCAAACCGUCCCACCCGACUCGCCAGAUUACAUCCGCCUACCCUUACCGGCGCAGCUCGAGCAGCGACAGCGUGUCCGUGUCCGUGGCUUCCUACCGGUCCCCCGUUCCAUCUUUCCUCAGAAACGUUCUGAGCGCAAGAUCGAUAGGGACUACUUGGCUCAAACCGCGGCUGAGCCUCAGUCUCCGCGGACCGGCUCUUCCCAACGGCAAUGGAAAGCUGAAGUGGCUGCGAGCCGUCGACAAGGUCUUGAAGAGGGUCUAGGUGAACUUUGGAAACGCCACAAUCGUGUGAGAACCACUCGAGAAAUGCAGUCCCGCGCCAACUUCCAGAAGAACCACGAGCAUCGCGUUGCGCCCGAAAGAGAAGACGAUCAAUAUACACGCGGCACAACGCUGAGAACGCUGUUGGACACGAAGGUCUACGCGGACCCCGACAAGACCAAGCGGUUUGAGGAGAGUCGCCAGAAGAUCAUGGAGCAUAACCAAUAUUUGAAAGAAGUGAGGCGCGAUGCGCUUAUGGAAUUGUACGUCAGUGCCUCCAGUUUCAUUACCCAAGAAAGCGAGCUGCGCAAGAAGAUUGAUGAGAUAUUCCACGAGGAUUAUUUCGAGGGCCAGAUUCAACAGUACAACAAAGAAUGGACUAUCGCCAACGUCUGGGGCGUGCACGGCUAUCCCCCAUCAACAGCGAAUAUGCUUGACUUGACCUCUAGGUCAAUGGGGGGUGGCUCGCCAAAGGACCAGUCAAGAACUGGGUACAGACAGAAACGCAUCGCAGAGGAGUUCACCGGAGGGAAGAUGGACGUGUAA
Molecule: messenger RNA, 900 nt
Organism: Emericellopsis cladophorae
Lineage: Eukaryota; Fungi; Ascomycota; Sordariomycetes; Hypocreales; Bionectriaceae
Exons: 1
Coding region: 1-900 (299 amino acids)
Source: RefSeq, a predicted model, not a curated record